AUGAAACACAGACCUUAAUCAGCAAUCGUAAAGCUGAAAUCAGAGCCAUCAGAUCCUCGUUCCUCUUUUUCUCAUUUAAUGGUGUCUCCUAAACCAAAUAGACUUCCGCAGACACCUCAAUAAUUUCAUAUAGAUCAAGAAACUCUUUAUAUGAAUAAUAUGCAUUAGAAAUAGGAGACUAAUGAAAUCAAAUUUUAGAAUCUCAAAUUAAAAACUCUAGUCUAACAAUUAUAGGUUUAUUUAAUAAUAGUAUAUAUUGUAGGCUCGUAUCUCUAAAAUUGAAAGAAUAGAUAGAAAUCAAUUAUAAGUUGAUCCAUUAGGAAUGUCAACUUAUAAUGGAGAAGGUAGCAUAAUUCCUAUGCUCAAAGCAAAAAUUAAACAAUAAGCUUAAAUAAUAGAAGAAUUGACUACAGAUUUACGUACUUAAUGUAAAUCAGUAAAACUAACUUAAAUUCUUGAAUUAUAGAAACAGAUUAAGAAUCAAUAAGAUGAAAUCAUUAAAUUGAGAUAGUUUUAAUAGAUUGCACUUAAAAUAACAGAUUAAGAGUAAUCAAUUAGUGUAAUUUUAUUCAAAGUUUGUUCAAUGAUCCUGACAUUGCUGAGCGCGUUUAAAAUUAUAUCAAAACCCUUGAUGCCCAAUAAAUUCAUAUUGAUUAAUUGUUAAAGCAAAAUAAGAAGUUAAAUUAAGAAUAUUAAGAAUUAUUAGAAAAAACAAAUAAAUUAUAAGAAGAAUACAAAUAAAUUGGUUUAGAAAGGAUUCAAUUAAAAAAGAAAUUAGAUGAACAAUUGAUAACUGAAACUGAAUAAUAUUAAUAAAAAAAAAGAGAGUUUCUUGAAAAUAAAUUAUAGUAAAUUCAUUAAUCUAUUUAAUAGGAGUGUACUUAAAUAAGUUGAUGUAUUAAAAGGAGAAUUAUCAUUAUAUGAGAAUAAAUAUAAAUAAUCUACAAAGUUAUAAUAAGAUUAAGAAAGAGAAUUCAAAUCAACAAUAAUAAAAGCAUAAAAAACUAAAUAACAUUUAGAAGAAAUCAUAUAAAAAAAAGAAUAAUUAAUGUAUCUUAUAUCAUAAUUCAGUUAGUUAGGAUUUAUAAGAUAGAGUAGCCAUCUAAGAUUUACUCAAAUAAAAAUCAGCAAAUGAAGAACCAAUUGUUAAAUCUAUAUAACCUCCAAAAACAUAUCGUGAUCAAAAUAUAUAAUUCCCUGAACCAUCAAUUUUACAACAUAAACCUACUGAUAUUAUUAAUGCUAUACCUAUACAUUAAGAACGUCUAUAAUAAUUAUUAGAAGAUCUCAAAUAUAAAGUGAUAUCUUUAUGUUUAACUCGUUAAAGAUUAUUGUAUAUCUUUUAACAUAUAGAAUACAUGUAAUUAAAAGAUUCUGUCCAUUAUUUUAUGAGAUCUCCCUUUAAUUAUUAAUAAGAUGAUGCUCUUAUAUUAAGUCGAUAUUUCUUUAGUGAAGAUAAAGGAACUGGAUAUAAAAUUUAAUGGGAAGAUACAUAAAGCAUUAAUGAUUUAAUUUAAAUUAUUGUACCUAAAAAAGAAGACACUUAAUUUAAUUUCAAAACUAUCAUUAAUAGAAAUAAUCUAAUUAAAUAAUUAAAUCAAUAAAUGAAAUACAUUAAAUUAAAUGAUGCUAAAUAUAAUGUAGAUGAUUAUAUCAUAUACAUUAAAAGAAAUACUAAUUUAAAUGAUGAAUAAAUCACAUUUCUUCGAUUAAUUAAUCAAAUCUAUCUAGGAGAUGUAACCAAUAUUGAUUAAGGUUUCUUACGUAUCUAUUUGAAAGAAGAAUGUGAGAUGCAAUCAUAAUUAUAUAAUUUAUAAAAAAUAGAUUUUGUAAUCUAUAGAUAUAUACCAAAAUUGUAAAUAAAGUAAGAUGAUAAAGAAUUUGAAGAUAUUAGUAUAACUCCCUAAAAAACUUCAGAACAAAAAAUUGAUGAAUCUUAAAUAGCAUAUUCAUGUAAUUCACAUUUUCUAAUUUAUUAUAGAAUUCAGAAUUAGUGAUACCUACUUAAAAACUUCUGAAAGCAGAAAACCUACUUCAGCCAGAGAUACUCUCACUUAUAGCUAAUCAUAAAUUGAGAGUGUACCUUUAUUAAAAAGGCCUAGUGAUCAACUAAAUAAAAUUUCUAGUAAAUAAAUUAAAGAAGAAGAAGAUUCUGUUGAAUUUUAAAUGUCUGAUUAAUUUAUCCUAUAACCACCAAAAUUAUUGAAAAACAAAGAACCAAUUUAAGAAACUGAAGAAGAGUAUUAAGAGAUCUAUUAAGAAGAAUUAUGA
Messenger RNA from Paramecium primaurelia, 2271 nucleotides. Lineage: Eukaryota; Ciliophora; Oligohymenophorea; Peniculida; Parameciidae. The record is from the annotation of a GenBank genome assembly.